This is a messenger RNA of Symphalangus syndactylus (siamang), 3424 nucleotides long. RefSeq names its product acyl-CoA thioesterase 9 (gene ACOT9). Gene Ontology annotation, biological process: acyl-CoA metabolic process. Gene Ontology annotation, molecular function: fatty acyl-CoA hydrolase activity. The record is from RefSeq and is a predicted model, not a curated record. Lineage: Eukaryota; Metazoa; Chordata; Mammalia; Primates; Hylobatidae. Gene Ontology annotation, cellular component: mitochondrion.
ACCCGUGUGAACCCGGAGGACAAAAGUGGGGGUAGCGGGGCUCGCUGUGGGAUUCGCUAGUGGCGCCCUCUGGUGGCGCUUCGCGGAGCCUUGGCGGAAACCCUACUGGGAGCCGGUGUGUCCCCCAGUAACAUUUGCAAAUGAAAGAGGGGAAUUCCCUCUGCAGCCCCCCCGACAAGUGACCUUGCUCUUUUCUCCUUGGCCGGUCAGGGAAGCAAACUCAGGAGCCCUGGCCUUAGGAGAUGGGAGGAAGAUUAAAGCAGCAGUUCUCAACUCUAGAUCCUUUCUAGAGUUUCGGUGGGAGAAAUAGUUUUAGAGUUAUAGACGUCAUUUGCCUUUUAAACUCACAAUGGAAUUUUCCAGAGGCGACCUGAUGUCUAAUGAUGACACUGCUCUUAUGACCAAAGGAAUGUGAGCUCGUAUAUUCUUUUAGAAUUUCCUAAGGCAUUCAUGAAAGGUGGCCGGGUACCACUGUAUCAAUGGCCCAGUUGCCCAUCUCCUGGCGAGAGAUUUCCCUAAGUGACCUGGCAGUGUCACUAUUACCACCACCCCACAUGAAUCUUGUGCUGGAGGCGACUAGAGCUGUGUGUCCCUCAGCAGAAGCAGGUGGCAUAAGCAAGAGUUCCCUUUUGGUUUCAUUUUCAGAGGACCCCAAUUGCGCACUCUGCAAGAAAUAAUGUGCCUCUCAGGAUGAUUCCAAGCUGAGCCCAAAUCACUGAGGGAGAUUCACUGAGGGAGCUACCCACUCUGGGUCCCUUCUCCACGGAGAGCUGGACACUUACUGGGACAACCUGCCUGCGGAAAGGAGCUACCUACCCACUUCAAGUUUCCCGAGAGCUGUUCUGUCACUCAAUAAGGCUCCUCUCCGCCUUGUUCACCCUCUAGUUGUCCGCAUACCUCAUUCUUCCUGGAUGUGGGACGAGAACUCAGGACCCAACGAAUGGUGGGACUGAAAGAGCAGUAACACAAACAGGGCUGAAAUACGCCCUCCUCCCCUCCCCAUGCCCCCGCGACUUGCCACGUUGCAGGUGAUGUGAAGGAGAGAAGUGCUGUGGCCCUUCAGGGAGCCCAGACCUAGUGGCUCCCUGAGCCAGGGCUGCGACACCCUCUAUGGGGCUCUGCGGUUUCUGGUAUCUUCAAACUUCCGGGCACCACUGCAUUCCCCUUGUCCAGACACAGUGCCCACAGCAGAAGCCGCUUGUGGUUCAUCAGAUCCAGCUGCAGACUUGCAUGGAACCGGCACCUUUGCCGGCGCCUGGAGCUGCCUGCCCAGCUGCAGCAGCUGGUGUGUCUGGCUGUGCGCAGUGGCCAGACCCUGCGUUCGCUCGCCUGCACACCCCUCGCUGUUCCGUGCCCGGCUCACCCUUGGCAGGCGUGGAAUCCUGGCUGGUAGCAUGAGCUGAGCGCAGCCUGCCAGGCCACGUCAGUGGAACAAGCCUAGCGGGCCUGAUCAAAACUCAGGCAAAGGCACCACUGGUCACAGAGCUUUCUAGCUGGAAAAGCAACACCCGAAGGAUCCUGUGACACAAUCAACAUGCUAGGAGAUCCCUGCCACCCUGAGAGGCUGCAGGAAGCUGCCUCCAUCCAGGCCUCUUCACAGAAGGAGAAUUGCAGAGACCAUAGGAUUUUUCUACUCACAGGAACAGAUGGUGUCCGGUCAGGACGAUAAAAUGCUUCAAGGAAAGUGCAAUACGGAUUAUAAUACUGAUGAUCUGAGACUCUGAUAAUGACUCUGAGAUGAUUCCCAAUUCUAUGAUGAAUCAUCUCAGAAUGACUCUGAGAUGAUGAUUCCUGAUUCUACGAUGAUUGAGGCAGAUCUCACUGGUUGAUGAAUCUAGUUGGUAAAGCUGAGGCAUCACAAUACCAUCAUUUCUUUCUGAGGCUUCGUGCCUUGGGCAAGGGGCAGCUUACUCCUGGAAGAGGACUGACUCAAGGACCCCAGAACCCCAAGAAACAGGGAAUCUUCCACAUUCAUGAAGCAUGUUCACCUAUACAUGUGAAUCAUGUUCGAGAUAAGUUGCGGGAGAUAGUAGGAGCAUCCACAAACUGGAGAGACCAUGUGAAGGCAAUGGAAGAAAGGAAGUUACUUCAUAGUUUCUUGGCUAAAUCACAGGAUGGACUGCCUCCUAGGAGAAUGAAGGACAGUUAUAUUGAAGUUCUCUUGCCUUUGGGCAGUGAGCCUGAAUUACGAGAGAAAUAUUUGACUGUUCAAAACACCGUAAGAUUUGGCAGGAUUCUUGAGGAUCUUGACAGCUUGGGAGUUCUUAUUUGUUACAUGCACAACAAAAUCCAUUCAGCCAAGAUGUCUCCUUUAUCGAUAGUUACAGCCCUGGUGGAUAAGAUUGAUAUGUGUAAGAAGAGCUUGAGUCCAGAACAGGACAUUAAGUUCAGUGGCCAUGUUAGCUGGGUCGGGAAGACAUCCAUGGAAGUGAAGAUGCAAAUGUUCCAGUUACAUGGUGAUGAAUUUUGUCCUGUUUUGGAUGCAACAUUUGUAAUGGUGGCUCGUGAUUCUGAAAAUAAAGGGCCGGCAUUUGUAAACCCACUCAUCCCUGAAAGCCCAGAGGAAGAGGAGCUCUUUAGACAAGGAGAAUUGAACAAGGGGAGAAGAAUUGCCUUCAGCUCCAUGUCGUUACUGAAAAUGGCCCCCAGCGCUGAGGAGAGGACCACCAUACAUGAGAUGUUUCUCAGCACACUGGAUCCAAAGACUAUAAGUUUUCGGAGUCGAGUUUUGCCCCCUAAUGCAGUGUGGAUGGAGCAUUCAAAACUGAAGAGUUUGGAAAUUUGCCACCCUCAGGAGCGGAACAUUUUUAAUCGGAUCUUUGGUGGUUUCCUUAUGAGGAAAGCAUAUGAACUUGGGUGGGCUACCGCUUGUAGCUUCGGUGGUUCUCGACCGUUUGUGGUAGCAGUAGAUGACAUCAUGUUUCAGAAACCUGUUGAGGUUGGCUCAUUGCUCUUUCUUUCUUCGCAGGUAUGCUUUACUCAGAAUAAUUACAUUCAAGUCAGAGUACACAGUGAAGUGGCUUCCCUGCAGGAGAAGGAGCAUACAACCACCAAUGUCUUUCAUUUCACGUUCAUGUCGGAAAAAGAAGUGCCAUUGGUUUUCCCCAAAACAUAUGGAGAGUCCAUGUUGUACUUAGAUGGGCAGCGGCAUUUCAACUCCAUGAGUGGCCCAGCGACCUUGAGAAAGGACUACCUUGUGGAGCCCUAGGAACACCACAUUUGUUGAAAACUAGCACUCCACCCACAGUGACGUGGUAUCUGAUGAAGACCUGAUCGAGUGUAUUGGUUUUAGUGUUGCUUCGUGUCCUCCAUACAGGAGGAGGAUGUAUUCAGCCUUUAGGAUGAUCAGAAAAGCAGAAAGAGAGAGUGGCCGGAUGGGCUGAGGGGAGAAAGAAUUAUUAAACAAUAAAUACUUUCAAAACAA